AUGGCGUUCCAGGCGCGGCACCGCUGGAUGAUCCAGCGGCUGCAGCUGGGCCUGGGCUUCCAGGACGAGACGCACGUGGAGGAGCUCAUGCGCGGCAACGGCAUCAUGGAGCAGCUCUCGCGCUUCUUCCGCGCCGACGGCCCCACCAAGAUCUUCUUCUACUACCAGGCCAAGGGCGUCCCAGGCGACGACACCCUCUCGUCCUCCACGGCCGAGCUGCUGCUGCAGCAGCAGAGGGACAAACCCGCGCGCAAGGAGCUCUUCGUGACGGACGGCCUGGACGAGACGCUGCAGGGCCGCGCCGUCUUCUUCGCCAAGGUGGCGCCCGAUCCAGCGGAUACCCAGGACGAGGACCGGAUGCCGUGGAGCAGCAGAGGCCGAGAGGCGCAAUCCGAGGCGGAGGAAGCUGCAGCAGCGGACCCAGCGACGGACGAGAGCUUCUCGUACGACACGGCGCCUCGCCUGCCGCUGGACCCGGCGGUCGCCAACGACCACUUGCUGACCUACGGCGUGCUGGACUCGUCCGUGCUGCUGUCGAUCGAGACGCACUUGUCCCAGUUGUUCGUGCCCAUGCUGGCCGCCAGAGAGGAGAGCGAGUGGGGCCAGGCCGAGAGCGACGCGCGCAACGAGUUCAUGCUGGGGCUCAAGAGCUUCGUGACGGACGUGCAGGAGAACCUCAAGGCCAUGAACACGGGUCUGGACCUGCGCAAGCCCGACAAGAGGUACGACCCGUCGGACACGAGGAGCUUGUCCAAGCUGUCGUCCGAUGACGGAGCCGUGCAACACUUUGUGGAGCUGGUCAAGGACUGGUGCAAGCAGACGGAGGCGUAUCUCGAGGAUAACGACCAGGGCCGGUGGGAGUCGCACGAGGCCGGACCUGCCACCGAGCUCGAGUACUGGAAGCGACGGCUGCAGCGACUCAUGGGCAUCACGGAGCAGCUCAAGACCAAGGAGUGCAAGAUGGUCACGGGCGUGCUGAACGUUGUCUCCAAGCUGCAGGACGGAGCCAUGGACAAGCUGGGCAUCACUCAGCUGCUGCGGCAGUGGAAGCAGAUCGACACUAACAUCACGGAGGCGUCCAACGAGGCCAAGGACAACGUCAAGUACCUCGCUACGUUGGAGCGCUUCAUCGAGCCGCUGUACACGGGGACCCCUACGUCUGUGGUGGACGCUCUGCCUGCGCUUAUGAACUCCGUCAAGAUGAUCCACACCAUCGCGCGCUACUACAACACGACGGAGCGGAUGACCAAGCUCUUCAUGAAGAUCACCAACCAGAUGAUCACUUUGUGCAAGAACAGUCUGGUCGGACGCGAGCCUCCCGAGGCCAUUUGGGAGAAGGACCCGGAAGAUCUCCUGCUUGGACUCGAGUCGUGUCUGAAGCUCAACGAAGCGUAUCAAGAGCAGUAUCGACUGACCAAGGACAAGCUCCUGACGAUGCCCAAGGGCAAGCAGUUCGACUUCAGCGAGACACAAAUCUUCGGCAAGUUCGAUCUCUUCUGUCGGAGGCUGGUCAAGCUCAUCGACAUGUUCAGCACCAUCCACCAGUUCCGCGCUCUGGCUCAGCACUCGCUCGAGGGCAUGGACGCGCUGCUGGCGUCUUUCAACACCAUCAUCCGGGAGUUUCGCGCGCACAAGCACGACCUGCUGGACUUCCACAACAACAAGUUCGACCGCGAUUACGUCGAGUUCAACAUCCAGAUCGCAGACCUCGAGGCGUCUCUGCAGCAGUUCAUCAACGUAAGUUUCGACUCGAUCACGAGCAUCGAGCAGUCGCUUCAGUUGCUCAAGCAGUUCCAGCAGAUUCUGCAGCGCGAGACGCUGCGCAGCGACUUGGACUCCAAGUUCACCGUCAUUUUCCACAACUACGGACUGGAUCUGUCGCACGUGCAGGAGCUCUACGAAAGACAUCGACACGACCCUCCAGUGGCCCGAAAUCUCCCUCCAGUUGCUGGCAACAUCCUCUGGUCGCGCCACUUGCUUCGGCGAAUCGAAGAGCCCAUGCGCAAAUUCGAGAGCAACCCGACUGUGCUCUCCACGAAAGACUCGAAGAAGAUCAUCAAAACGUACAACAAGGUCGCGCGUACGCUCGUGGCGUUCGAGUACUUGUGGUACGAAGCGUGGUGCCGCUCUGUUGAAAGUGCUCGAGCAGGUCUCCACGCUACGCUCAUCAUUCGACAUCCAGAAACUGGCCGGCUUUUCGUAAACUUUGACAAGGAAAUACUGCAGCUCAUCCGCGAGGCUCGCUGUUUGGAUCGCAUGGGCAUCGAGGUACCGGAAAAUGCACGGAUGGUCAUGCUCCAGGAGGACAAGUUUAAGGCUUAUUACAACGACCUGAGCUACGCUCUGCACGAGUACGACCGCGUGACAGCGAAGAUCAUUCCGGUUACGGCUGUGUUACUUCGGCCUCACUUGGAAGACCUCCAGCAGAAGCUUCGACCUGGACUCGUGACGCUUACGUGGACGAGCAUGAACAUUGAUGCGUACACAGCUGUAGCUCACGCGGCGUUGCAGCGACUCGAGGAGCUCAUUUCAAGUGUCUUGGACGCCAUUGAAAACCGCAUCGAGAAGAACUUGGUGCUUGUGUCCAAGGCCUCGCUCGUGCACCUCCCUACCGAUCAAUCCUUUGCACUGGAUGACUUCGUACGUAUGCAGGAAAAGCACGUGGCGAAUGUCACGCGGCAGCUCGCAGCGAAGAAUGUCGAGAUUGAAAAUGCCGUGGAGGAUGUACUGCGGCUGAUCUGCGACUAUAAUUUGGAUGGUAGCUCCUCGGCGGCAGCUAGUCUUGUGAAUAGUGGGGGCGUCUCAGCUACUUCAGUGUCAACUACAAUUGCGUGCAAUACAGAAGCGAUGGAGACGUUCCGCAACUUCUACAGGAACCUCUUUUACCGCUCGCUUGUAACCUGCACGAAGCAGUCGCUGGAUGCCAUCAAGAAGCGCGUUUGCUCUAAGGCUGGAACGGGCUUCCUCUUCUUGGAGCGACCGUUCUUCGAGGUUGACGUCCAGCUCUCCGUUCCGUCCGUCAGGUUGAGUCCGUCGCUGGAUGAUAUCCAAAAAGCGAUCAACCGAUCGGCUGUCGCUGUGCUCCGCUGCUCCAAGAGUCUGUACGAGUGGGGACAACAAAGCGUUUUCCCAGAAACUGCACGGACGAGUUUGUUUGAGCGGCUCGGGUGCGACACAGAGAUCAUCAAGGUGGCUAUCCUCCUCACCGGAGCUCUGCAUGGCACCAAGAACCAGGUCCACGAGUACCUCUCGGCCUUCAAGAAGUACGACUGGCUCUGGAAGGAAGACAUGGAGUUUCGCUACAACCAGUUCAUGCAGCGCAACCCGCUCAUCCAGGAUUUCGAGACAGAGCUGCGUCACUUCAUGGCCGUGGAGGCGGAGAUCUCUCUCAUCGCGCCAGUUCACAACAUCGCUGUGUUGUCUUUAAACACCAAGAACCUCAAGCUCCAGCUGCGCAACGAGUGCCGCCAAUGGAAGGUACAGUACUCGGAUAAAGUCCACCAACAGGCCCGCACAGCGCUGUUCAACCUUACGGAUUAUAUCCGCACGACGACGUCGAAGCUCAGUACGCGCGUGGAAUCCCUCGAUGCACUUCGCUUUGUCAUGGGCGUGUUGAAGGAGGUUCGGGAGCGCGAGUCUGCCAUCGAAAUGGAGCUAAAUCCCAUCGCGGACAUGUACGACAUGCUCGAGCACUUUCUCCCCGGUGGGUAUAUGGACAAGGACGAGAUGGAUCAGAAGAGCGUCCUGCGUGGUUCAUGGCGGAAGCUUGUCGACUAUGCAGAAGAAGUCACUGACAACCUCUCGGAGGUGCAGGGAGGCUUCAAGAAGCAGCUGAUCAAGGACGUCAAGGAUUUCCAGGCGGAUGUGGCAGUGUUUCGAGGCGAUUACGAAGCCAACGGGCCGAUGGCGUCGGGGCUUGAGCCCGCCGAGGCAGUCGAGCGUCUCAAGCGCUUCAAGGAUCUACUUGGGAUCCGCGAGCGGAAGCUCGAAGUGUUCUCAGCCGGAGAGGAAUUAUUUGGCAUGCGUCCUACCGAAUACCCCGAGAUUGUUCGCACUCGCAAGGAGAUGGCGCUGCUAGAUCAGCUCUACGGUCUCUACAUGGACGUCGAGAGGACCAUGGACGAGUUCCGCGGGAUCCCAUGGGUGCAGGUUGGCGCGAAUGUGGAGCGUAUGAGCGACUGCUUCGCUGGCUUUGACCAGCGCUGUAAGAAGAUGCCCAAGAAUUUGUGCGAAUGGGAGGCGUACGGCAUCCUGCGGAAGGUGAUCGCCGAGUUCCUCGAGGUUUUGCCCAUUGUGCGCGAGCUGACGAGAGAAAGCAUCAAGCCUCGUCACUGGGAGGAGAUCAUCAAGGCCUGCAACGGCCAGCGGCUCCCGUACGACAACGACUCGUUCAAAUUCCAGGACGUCCUCGAUGCCAAGCUUCUCACCUGGAAAGAGGACGUUGAGUACAUUUGCGAGAGCGCGCAGAAGCAGCUGCAGAUUGAACACAAGCUGCGUGAUCUCACGGAUCGUUGGGCUGGUACAGCGUUUGAAUUCAGUGAAUGGAGAGCGCGAAGUGUGCCUGUGCUCAAGGGCUACGGCCAGAUUAUUGAGGAUCUCGAGGAAGGCCAACUGCAACUCCAAGCCAUAUUGAGCAUGAGGCACGUGGUGUUCUUCAAGGACCGAGUACAAGCCAAGCUGGCUCAACUCUCCGACACAGCGGAUGUUCUCGAACUGUGGGCGAAGGUCCAGACACUGUGGAUGUCUCUCGAAUCUGUCUUCACGGGUGGGGAUAUCGCCAAGCAGAUGCCCCUUGAGGCCAAGAAGUUCGCGAAAAUCGACAAAGACUGGCUGAAAGUCAUGAGCAAGGCGUCCGAAGUGGGCUUCGUCGUGGCUUGCUGCUCCAACGAGCUACUCCGCAGCACGCUCCCGUCUCUCUUCAGCGAGCUGGAAAAGUGUCAGAAGUCGCUGGAGGGAUAUCUCGAGCAAAAGCGCAAGAAGUUCCCGCGGUUCUACUUCGUCUCAAACCCGCUCUUGCUGCUCAUCUUGUCACGGGGCUCCGAUCCAGCAGCUGUGCAGCAGUACUACGAGAAAAUCUUCGACAGCAUCAGCCAAGUCGUGCACGAAAGGCCCAUGUCGGCUUCUUCGGAAGCCAAAGCUUCAUCGUCUUCAGCUGCUGCCGCUUCAACCCCGAACGCGAAGCGGAAGAUCGUUGAAAUCAAGUCUUUAGUGGGCAACGACGAGGAAACCAUCUCGCUGGUGCAGCCUGUGCUGCCUGAUGGGAACAUUGAAGACUGGCUGGGGAUGCUGGAGAAGGAGAUGCGGCGUACACUCAAGACGCUUUGUCGCCAAGCUGCAGCCGACUGCUCCUCCGGUUCACUGCGAGAGUUUGUGAGCAAAACCUGCGCACAGUUCGCGCUGCUUGGCAUUCAGCUAAGCUGGACAGCAGAGUGUCAAGACGCACUGCAGCGUUGUCGGACUACCAAGGGGAUCAUGGCACAGACAGCCAAGCGCCACGGCACCAUGUUAUCCGAGCUGUCUUCUUGGUGUCUUACCGAUUUGGGCACGAAGCUCACCCGUACUAAAGUGGAGACUCUAAUCACGAUUCAAGUGCAUCAACGCGACUGCUUCCUGGAGCUCUGCAGACUGUACAAGGAGAAGAAACUCUCGGAUGCCAACGACUUCGAGUGGCUCAAGCAAGCACGCUUCUAUUGGCGUGUGGGCGGUCAAGGGGCUUUCGAUUCCGUGGGCCCGGACGCCUGCUUGAUCUCGAUCUGCGACGUGGACUUCAAGUACGCGUUCGAGUACUUGGGCUGCAAGGAGCGAUUGGUUAUCACGCCGCUCACAGACCGCGCCUACAUCACGUUGUCUCAAGCUCUGGGAAUGCAUCUAGGAGGAGCUCCUGCCGGUCCUGCUGGUACGGGCAAGACCGAGACGGUGAAAGACCUGGGGCGCAGUCUUGGAGUGUACGUGAUCGUCACCAACUGCACAGACCAGCAGCGCUACUCGGACAUGGCCAAGAUCUUCAAGGGUCUCUGCCAAGGAGGCCUCUGGGGCUGCUUCGAUGAGUUUAACCGCAUUGAACUCCCCGUGCUUUCGGUUGUUGCUCAGCAAGUUCUGGCAAUCACGAACGCUAAGCGCGUGCAGGCUCCGACGUUUACGUUCCCGGGUGAUCCACUGCCUAUCGGUCUACACACGGAUGCGGCGUACUUCAUCACGAUGAAUCCAGGAUACCAAGGGCGGCAGGAGCUGCCGGAGAACCUCAAGGCGCUCUUCCGAGGUGUGGCAAUGAUGGUCCCCGAUCGUGAAAUUAUCAUGAAAGUCCGACUGUGUGCUGUCGGCUACGACGCGUUUGCCGAGCUAGCUCGCAAGUUCAAGACGCUUUACGCUGUGUGUGAGGGUCAACUGUCCAAGCAGCGUCACUACGACUUCGGGCUGCGGAAUAUUUUAUCUGUUUUGCGUUCUGCGGGUGCUACAAAGCGCGAUAACCUGCUCGCUAGCGAGGAAUUGCUCAUGAUGACGACUCUGCGGGACAUGAAUCUCUCCAAGUUGGUGGCCGCGGACGUCCCGAUUUUCUUGUCGCUGUUGCGCGAUAUUUUCCCAGGCGUGGAGCCUGCUCCUUCAGGAAAUGGACAAGGACACAGCAGCAGUAACGAGAUCGCUGGGGCCAUUGAAGACGUACUACAGAAGACGCAAAGCUGGCCGCCUCCUGCAACGUGGAGCGCCAAGGUGACCCAACUGUACGAGACUCAGCUCGUGCGUCACGGUAUCGCGCUGGUUGGGCCCGCUGGCUCGGGCAAGUCCGAGAUUUUGAGGACCUUGCAGACGGCGUUGGGGUUCCACACGCGCACGCCGCAUCGUCAAGUACGGUUGAACCCGAAGGCAGUACGCGCGGAGGAACUGUUUGGCGAGACCGAUCGGUUGUCUGGAGAAUGGGUCGACGGCGUUUUCGCAGCAAUUUGGGCCAAGUUCAACGAUCGAUCCAGGAAAGACGUCGCCUGGUUGGUCUGCGAUGGGCCCGUUGAUGCGGUUUGGAUUGAAAAUUUGAACACCGUCUUGGACGACAAUAAGCUGCUGACUUUGGCCAACGGCGAUCGUCUGCCGAUGACGGACAAUUGCAAGUUGCUGUUCGAGGUCGAGGACCUGCGCAAUGCCUCACCUGCGACUGUAUCCCGUGCUGGAAUCGUGUACGUAAGCGACACAGAUCUGGAUUGGGAACCAGUGGCGCAACGGUGGCUGCGACUGCGACCAGAUUCGCAGCGAGCAGCGUUGGCGCGAAGUAUCCGCACGCUUGUAGGUGGAAGUGAGACGACGCCGACUUCAGGUUCUGGGCACCUGUUCGAGUUCUUGAGCCGACGGUGCCGUCCGGUGAUGAACGCGCCCCGAGUGGCGUUGAUCCAGUCCUGCUUGAACUUAUUGCAGUCGUUGAUGGAGCGUUGUGAACUCAGUGAGCACUCGGCUAUAGACAUGGAGUUGGAACUGGAGCGGUUGUUUGCAUUUUCGCUUGCGUGGGCGGUUGGAGGCGUGCUGGACCUCGAGGACCGAGUAAAGCUGCACUACUAUCUGGUUGAAAAGGCCCCCGCAACGACAUUCCCACCGUUGACGGCAACAUCAGGCGCAGUGGCCACCACUCACGACUCGCAUGACACGCAGAAGGGAACAACAGCGAGCUCAAACUCUGCCCAGCCGUUGACAAUCUUCGACCACUUCUUGCAUCCGUCGACGCUCGAGUGGGAGAAGUGGGCGCUCGAUAGCUGCGAGAACCUGCUAGCACGCACGAGUGGUGUUGUGAACGUUGGGCGUCUGAUCAUCCCCACAACCGACACCGCGCGUGCGCUGCAUUUGUUGGAGCACCUUCACGCCAGCCAACUCCCCGUGCUGCUUGUAGGCGAGCCAGGAACGGGCAAGUCAACACUUGCGCGUUUAUUUUUCGAGAGCCGAUCGUCGGGGAGCAAUGGUCAAGGUGGAGAGGGCUUGGCGUGCAGGACAUUGAUCUUUUCGGGCGCCACUCUAGGUGGAGCCUUCCAAGCCACAGUCGAAGGCGAUCUGGAGAAGCGCGGAGGCAAGACGUUCGGCCCGUCAAACGGCCAGCAACUCACGUUGUUCAUGGAUGAUCUGUCCAUGCCAGCGCUCAAUGAGUGGGGAGACCAGCCCACGCUUGAAGUCGUGCGCCAACUAGUGGAAACUCGAACUUUGUGCUUCCUCGACAAGGACAAGCGUGGUGAUAUCAAGGUGAUCGAGGGCUUGCGCUUCCUCGCGGCCAUGGGGCUCCCUCUAGCCGGGAAGAAUGACGCCCCAGCUCGCCUUAAGCGUCACUUUUUCAUCCUGAACUUGCUGCCUCCCUCGCCGGAGGUGGCUGAAGCCAUCUUCGCCCAACUAACCCGCUGGCGGUUCCUUCCUGACAUGGACGGCAGCAGUUCAACCGCAGGCAUCCCCAAGAAGUAUCUGUUCGAUCUAAUUAACCGUCUCGCGGCAGCCUCCGUGCAGCUCUGGCUCUGGUUGCGCCGCUCGAUGCCGCCGACACCGCAGAAGUUCCACUACGUCUUUAGCUUACGCGAGCUCAGUCGCAGUUUCCAAGGUUUGUUGCGAGCUCCGGUCGAGAGCGCGACCGCUUCGGAUAGAUCCCUGGUUCGGCUUUGGCAGCAUGAAAGUGAGCGAGUGUUUGCCGACAGACUUGUCUCGCUCGAAGACAAGCAGCGCUUCUGUGACGAACUCACCGCCGUCGCCGAAGGACUGGUCUCGAAGCUGGUUGGAAGCACAGGCAGCUCAAGCUCCGUUGCAAACAAGGAGAAGACGGACGGCCACCUGCCGCACCAUUCCCCACAACGCCAGCAGUCCGUGCACUCAGUCCUGAGCGCAAGACAAGCCAUGAUGUUCGUGGACUUCCUCCAAGACCAACCUUUGGACGAGUUUGGUGAGCCCGUGGGGGAUCUACCUCGCAACUAUGAGCCCGUGUCCAGCGUGAACUCUCUGCGUACCAGGGUGGAGCAUCUUUUGGCGCAGUUCAACCGCGAGAAUCCUGGGCGAGCGUUGCCUCCGCUUAUCCUGUUCGAGGAAGCUCUGUUCCACUUGGCUCGACUGACGCGUGUGCUGGGUCUUGCUCAGAGCAACAUGAUGCUGGUUGGAGUCGGUGGAUCAGGCAAGCAGUCGCUGGCUCGCCUUGCAGCCGCGUUGAGUGGCCACGAGCUCUGUCAGUUGGCAGUCACCAAGGCGUACACGCUCUCAGCUUUCCUCGACGACCUCCGUGGACUGUGUAAGACUGCGGGACAAGUUGGCAAGGGGGUCGUUUUCCUGCUCACUGAAGCCGACAUCAAGGACGACUCGUUCUUGGAGCAGGUUAACGCUCUUCUAGCGACGGGUGAAGUGCCCGGUUUGUUCCCGCGUGACGAGUUGGUCGCUAUGGCAAGCGAGUUAAGAGGAGCCAUGCAGCGUGAAUGUCCUGACCGCGCCGACACGCUGCCCAACCUCACGCGGUUCUUCCACGACCGUGUGCGUCGGAACCUCCACGUGGUGUUGUGCCUGUCGCCGGUGAGCUCACGCUUCGCCGACCGCUGUCGUGAGUUCCCGCACCUCGUUAAUGGCUGCACUAUCGACUGGUUCCUGCCGUGGCCCGAAGAAGCGCUGACCGCGGUGAGUCAAGGGUACCUCGACAAGUUCGGACUCGAGACUCCUCCAGCUACUAAAGAAGCGCUGGUGGUUCAAAUGGGGAGGAUGCAUCAAGCUGUCGAGAAGGUCAGCGGUGAGUACUUUAUGCGGCGACGGCGACGUGUUGUGCAGACUCCGCGCAGCUUUCUCAGCUUCCUGACGACAUACAAAGAGCUGUAUGCUGAGAAGUUGAGCGGAGUACGGCACCAGGAAGGAGCAGUGAACUUGGGACUUCAUAAACUGGGUCAGGGUGCUCAGGAUGUGGAGCGGAUGAAAGUUGUGCUUAAGGAGGAGGAAGCGAAGCUCGUGGCAGCAGAAGCAGCGGCUAACAAAAUGCUGGAGACGCUACAGGUCAAGUCUCUCGAGGCGAAGAAGGAGAACGACAUUGUCCAGCAGAUCCGUGAGCAGUGUUUGGCCGACGCAGCCAUCAUUUUGGCGGAGAAGGAGGCGGCCGAGGAGGACCUCAAGCGCGCGCAACCCUUCCUGGACGAAGCGGAGAGAGCAGCGAGCAGCAUCCGACCGAAUGACCUGAAUGAACUCAAGAAGUUGGCCAAGCCAGGCGAUAUCAUUAAACUCAUCUUCGACUGUGUAGCUAUCUUACAGAUGGCACCGUUGUUGAAAGUUGAGCGCGCGCCCGUGACGCUGGGCGUUGGGAAGGAGAAACACACGUGCGACUUCCUCCUGGACUCGUUUCAGAUCGCCAAGUCGGGAAUGCUGGCCGACACGCGCUUCCUGCAGAAUAUUUUCUACUUCUCCAAGCACCAAAAGGACCAGAUGAACGACGAAACGCUGGAGCUCAUGGCGCCUUACAUGGAGCUUGCCGGGUUUAGUGCUCCAGUGGCCAAGAACGCGUCGAAAGCUGCAGAAGGACUGUUCUGCUGGGUGAAAGCCAUGAGCAUGUACCACGAGGCGUCCAAGGUGGUGAAACCCAAGCUGGAAGCGCUGCGCAUUGCCGAGGGGAAGUUUGAGGCUGCCCAAGCGAGGCUGCAGAGCUCGGAAGACAAGCUACAGAAGUGUCAGAAUGUGCUCACUCGACUGCAGGAGGACUUCCAGACCCAAAUGGCCGAGAAAGCUCGAGUUGAAGCCUUCGCUCAAGCUACGAAGCGCAAGAUGGAGCAAGCUACAGCUCUCAUCGGUGGACUUGGUGGCGAGAAGGUGCGGUGGACCGAGGACUCGAACCGGUUUGUGGAGCGGAAGCAGCAUCUAGUGGGCGAUUGCGCUCUAGCCGCAGCCUUCCUCUGCUACUGCGGACCGUUCAACCGAGAGUAUCGAGACCUACUGCUACGUGAACGCCUUCCCUACGAGCUGGGUGUAGUACCAACCCUUCCAGCCCCAGGAGCUUCAGGCAGCAAUAGUACUGCUACCGCUAGCCUAGCGAAACCAUCGUUCACGAUCCCUCUGACCCGCGGCUUGGCGCUGGAAGAAUUUCUCGCCGAUGCUGGGACUGUCAGUGACUGGAAGAUGCAAGGCUUACCGUCAGAUCCUCUCUCCAUCCAGAAUGGUUUACUAGUAGCGCGAGCGCCCCGUUUCCCGUUGCUGAUCGAUCCACAAGGUCAAGCGCUGGCGUGGGUUUUACGCCGAGAGGCCGAACGCUUGCCCUCUAUGGGGGUGGUCUCCGUUAGCAGUCCGAAACUGCGUGAGAUUCUUGAGCACUGCGUUGGAGAAGGCAAAGCGUUGGUGCUAGACGGCGUGGACGGUGCUGACCCCGACCCAAUGAUGGCAAACGUUCUGGACAAAAACUUCGUCGUGCGCGCCAAGGGGAAGUUCGUCAAGAUCAUGGAUCGGCUGUGCGAGUACCAGGAGGAUUUCGCCUUGUACCUGACGACUCGCGUUCCAAACCCACACUUCUCGCCGGAGCUGCAGGCUCGAACGCUCGUUGUGGACUUCACCGUCACGCAGAAAGGUCUUGAGGAGCAGCUACUGGCUCAGGUUAUCCGCCAAGAGCAGCGCUCGCUGGAAGAGCAGCUCGAGCGUGUGCAGUUCGAGCUUAACGCUAACGCGAAAGCGCUCGUGGCUCUCGACGCGUUGUUGCUUGAGCGACUUUCAGCUAGCAAGGCCAACCUGCUGGACGAUGUGGAGUUGGUGUCUGUCUUGGCGAACACGAAAGCGAAAGCGACCGAAGUCAACGACAAGAUCCUCGCAGCCGAGGAAGUGAAACGAGGUAUUGACGAAAAGCGCGAGCACUAUCGCCCAGUCGCCGCGCGUGGGUCGGUGCUCUACUUCGGCAUCGUCGACUUUGCGGCGGUGAACGCCAUGUACCAGACGUCGCUGGAUCAAUUCCUCCAGCUAUUCGUCCGUGGCAUCGAGGAGGCGGAGCGCUCCGCACUCGCCUCGAAGCGUGUUACGUACAUCCUGGAGACGCUCACGUACAUUGUCUUCCGCUAUGUGAACCGCGGUCUGUACGAUCGUCACCGCCUCAGCUUCUUGUUGAUGAUUGCGUUGAAGAUCCUCGUUGCUGCGGACUGUGUAACUCCAGCGGAUGUGACGCUCUUCCUUAAGGCCGGGGCAUCGCGGAAGUUGUCGAGUGACCAGCCUAAACCAUUCGGGUGGAUGCCGACGGGCGCGUGGCUUAACGCCGUGCAGCUCGCGAGUGAGAAGCCACACUUCCGUAACCUGCUCGGGGAUCUCGAGCGCAGUGAAAGUGCGUGGCGCAAGUGGUUCGAGGACAAUGAGCCGGAGCGUCUAGCGGUGCCUGACUACGAAGGGCUCCUAUUCGACCCUCGAGCCAUCACAGCAAACCUCCACUUCCAUCGACUACUACUGGUACGCUCAUUGCGUGAAGACCGAACGAUUCCUGCAGUUCUCGACUUCAUUCGUGCUAUUGAAUUCAUCGAAGGCAGCGUUGGCGUGAGUCUUUCGAGAGUCCCAGCGCUAGGCCCUCGCUACGCGGAGCCCAUUACGGAUACGGUGGAAAGUGUGUACCAGGAGAUGAAAGCUGAGACGCCGGUGCUGUAUUUGCUGUCUCCUGGAGCGGACCCAACUGAGUCCAUUGAGCAGCUAGCACGAAGGAAGCGCCAGAGUGUGACGACCAUCUCCAUGGGCGAGGGUCAAGAGGCUGUGGCAGCGCGCACUGUAGCCUCCGCUAUGCUGAACGGCUCGUGGGUUCUGCUGCAGAACUGUCAUCUUGGAUUAAAUUACUUGGACUCUCUGUGUGAGGCGCUCACUGGUGCGAAUGGAGGAAGUGCAGGGAAUAGCGGCAAUACUGCAGCUCCUGCGCGUGCUCCAGAGUUUCGGUUGUUCCUGACUUCGGAGCCGCAUCCAGAUUUCCCGAUUGCUCUACUGCAUCGAAGUACGAAAGUGACGAACGAACCGCCUGCUGGUCUGCGUGCAGGUUUGCUACGCAGCUUUACGGUGCUAGUGGAUCAGGACAAACUGGACCGGCUUGAGAGCCCUUCGUGGCGCUCACUUCUCUUUGCCGUGUGUUUCUUGCAUGCGGUGGUGGUUGAACGCCGCAAGUUUGGACCGCUGGGCUUCAGUGUGCCGUACGAGUUCAACGCUGGAGACAUGGGCGCGUCGCUGAGCUUCCUGGAGCGUCAUUUGUUCACGUCACCGACGCCAUCAUGGCCGACGGUGCAGUAUAUGGUGGCGGAAGUGCACUAUGGCGGUCGGAUCAUGGAUGAGCUGGACCGGAGGCUCUUCCGUGCCUACUGCGAUGCAUGGUUCAACCCGACACUACUUGGUAGCUCCUUUUCCUUCAACCCGGAGGUGAAGCUGUCCACAGGGACAGGCACCGUGUCGUCUUCAGGUCAGCUAUUCAACUACUGUCUGCCGGAGUCCUCAAUGGCGGAGAUCGAAGAGUACCAUCGGUUCAUCGCUGCGUUCCCGAGUGUCGACUCACCAGAAGUCUUCGGACUGCACCCGAACGCUGAUCUGACGUAUCGCGUCAAGGAAGUCUCCGCCCUGCUCGGCACCAUCGUUGACACCCAGCCUACCGACGCUGACACUGGCUCUGGGAAUGCUGCUACGGCCAGUAAACCGGAAACUCGGGAAGACAUUAUCCAGCAAAAGAUCCGUGAGCUGCUAUCAGCGCUACCACAAGGAGGAGAUGAGGCAUUGAGUGAAGAAUCGUUGGGUCAAGCUCUGCGUUCAAAGGUCCUCGGAGGUGGGCUUGAACUGCCUCUGAAUCUGUUCCUGUGUCAAGAAGCUCGAGCGCUACGGCACGUCCUGAAAUUCGUCCGAGCUUCACUCAUAAAGACCCAGCGCGCGUUAGCAGGUGAAGUUUUGCUUACGUCUUCACUGCGUGAAACCGGCGAAGCGAUAUUUGACGGCAAGGUGCCUCCCGCGUGGGUGGCAAACGAGCAAGCGUGGCUAGCCGGAACAUUGGGGCUUUGGGUUACGGGUCUUAUCGACCGAGUGAACCAGCUACGCGUAUGGCUGGAUCGCGGCCGUCCAUCCAGCUUCUGGCUGGCGGGUUUCUCCAACCCGCAGGGGUUCCUGACUGCCGUAGCGCAGGAAUCGACUCGAGCGCAUGCGAGCGAGCGCUGGGCGCUGGACGACGUGGUCUACUACAGCGAGGUGACGGACUACGAGCGGCUGGAGCAGAUCAAGCAACCUCCACGCGAAGGUGUGCUGGUGCAUGGGUUGAUGCUGGACGGUGCGGCCUGGAACCGACCCGAUGGGACGUUGGUGGAGCAGGAGCCGAAGCGGUUGUUCGCCCCCCUCCCUGCCAUCUACGUCACGGCUGCAACCAAAGCACACAAAAAGACCCGAGCAGCACAAGACCAUGGACCUUACGGAGCCUACGAAGCCCCAGUUUAUCGAUACGCCAGAAGGACUGACAAGCACUACAUCUUCUCAGUGCCGCUCGCUUCCAGAGACCAUCGCCCAUUGCAUUGGACGCUGCGAGGUGUCGCUCUGCUCUGCUCGACGGAUCAGUAA
Molecule: messenger RNA, 14502 nt
Organism: Phytophthora sojae
Lineage: Eukaryota; Oomycota; Peronosporomycetes; Peronosporales; Peronosporaceae
Exons: 1
Coding region: 1-14502 (4833 amino acids)
Biological process (GO): microtubule-based movement
Cellular component (GO): dynein complex
Molecular function (GO): minus-end-directed microtubule motor activity; dynein intermediate chain binding; ATP binding
Source: RefSeq, a predicted model, not a curated record